GAGCUUGUCAGAAAAUUGUCCCUUGCCCAGAGGGAGGCUCUGUGCCUGAGGCAGGGCAGGAGCACUAUAAAAGGCAGUCCAGCUCCCUGCUCUCUCAUCCACUUCUCUCACCUCCUCUUCUUGAGAACUAGGUGCACCUCCAGCCCCAAGCCAUGUCCUGCUGCAACCCGUGCCAGCCCUGCCAGCCCUGCGGCCCGUGCCCGCUGGCCAGCAGCUGCAAUGAGUGCUGUGUCCGACAGUGCCAGAGCUCCACCAUCGCCAUCCAGCCCCCCGCAGUUGUGGUGACCCUGCCCGGACCCAUCCUCAGCUCCUUCCCUCAGAACACCGCCGUGGGCUCCUCCACCUCCGCUGCUGUGGGCAGCAUCCUCAGCUCUAACGGAGUGCCCAUCUCCUCCGGGGGCCUUGACCUCUCCUGCAUCACCAGCGGCUACUGUGGCACCAGAUGUCGGCCCUGCUAAAGCCUCUGAUGAUGGCCCAGAUGAGGACCCCCAGGAAUCCAGAUCUCGAUUCUGAACUAAGGACGGAGCACUGCUUUCAGAGAAGCUGAGCAUCUAGUGCUGCCCUUGCAAAGGAGGGCAACUGAAGCCCUGAAACCAUGGCCACAAUCUGACUUCCCAGCUUUACUCUCUCUUUCCAAUAUCUUACUUGUCUUCUGUUCUUCUGGGCUAUGAGACCCUCAAAACCAGCGUGGGGGAUCUGCUUACCCCUCUCCCUCCAUGUAGCAGCAGAAGAUGCCCUGUGGGAUCUCCGCUGUGGGCAAUGGGUGCAGAAUUUAGAGCUGCCAGUGCUCUCCCUGCUCUGGCUGCCCCCUCCUCUAGAAGUGAUCUCACUGCCCCCUUCAGAGUGAUUAAAGUUUUCUGCAUUCCAGCCUCUGCCUCCACGC
Cuculus canorus (common cuckoo) is the source of this 883-nucleotide messenger RNA. RefSeq names its product feather keratin Cos1-2-like. Gene Ontology annotation, cellular component: intermediate filament. Gene Ontology annotation, molecular function: structural constituent of cytoskeleton. NCBI's taxonomy places the organism in Eukaryota, Metazoa, Chordata, Aves, Cuculiformes, Cuculidae. Bases 153 to 458 code for a protein of 101 amino acids. The record is from RefSeq and is a predicted model, not a curated record. The transcript has 2 exons.